Closterium sp. Naga37s-1 is the source of this 2229-nucleotide messenger RNA. NCBI's taxonomy places the organism in Eukaryota, Viridiplantae, Streptophyta, Zygnematophyceae, Desmidiales, Closteriaceae. The record is from the annotation of a GenBank genome assembly.
AUGUCUCGCCGUCGAUCUCCACUCGUCUGGACGCCGUUCUGCGUGCCUGCGGCGGUCUCCUUCCUCGUGCUCCUGCAAGUCGCCUGCCCGCCAGCCGCCCUUGUCCAAGGAGCGUCUACUGACACGGAAGUGUACAUCGUAACACUCCGUUCCGCGCCCCCCAUUAUCGCGUACAACGGCGGAAUAAUGGGCUUCGCGCCCACCGCACCCGAAGCCGUCGCCGCCGCCGCCGCCGCCGCGGAGAGCAGCAUGGAGGACAGCGGUGACGACGACGGGGCGGGAAGUUCUUCCGAGAGUGCGGCUUCCGCCACCGGCGGUGGCGGAGGCGGCGGCGGCGCGACCGCUAGACCAGCCGGCGCACGUUCAACCAGCAACGGUGGCGGAUGGCUGGGAGGCGUGAAGGACCGGCUAGCCGACAAGGCCCGGGAUCAGAUCGGCUGGUUUCAAGGGCAGGCGAAGAAGAUGCGAAAUCGGUAUCGGCCGCGGCUGAACGUGCGAUCGCGCGCUGUGCGACAAUUCGCGGAGCUGCUGCGACUCCAGCAGCUGUCGGUUGCGACGUCUGCGAAGAUCCCUCAUUCGAAUCUUCUCUACAGCUUCAAGUACGCUUCGCACGGUUUCGCCGCGCGGUUGACGCCGCAGCAGGUUUCGCAACUUCGCCAGAACCCAGCGGUCGAGUCGAUUCGGCAAGACGUGCUGUUUCGGCCGCUGACCAACUACUCGCCCAACUUUUUGCAGCUGCCCGGAACCAUGUGGGCUUCCGCGGGCGGGCCGAAAAACGCCGGGGAGAAUGUGAUUAUCGGCGUGAUUGACACGGGGAUAUGGCCCGAGCACCCCUCGUUCUCCGCCGCAAAUACAAGCCGCUCGUUUUCCGCGCCUCCCGCGCGGUGGGCGGGGAGUUGCACGACGACGUCCGACUUCUCCGCGCGGCUGUGCACGAACAAGCUGAUCGGCGCGCAGGUGUUCAACGCGGGGUUCCGCCAGCGCUUCAAGGCGGAGAGCACCGUCGUGGACUACUCGUCCGCGCGCGACAGCAACGGCCACGGCACGUGGUGUGCGGGAGCGGCAGCGGGCAACAUAGUGCAAGCAGGCAAGCUGGGCACCGUCAGCGGCAUGGCGCCGCGCGCGCGUCUCGCAAUCUACAAGGUCGUGUGGACCAACAUGAACUCGGGCGGUUACCUCGCAACCAUGGUUGACAUCAAUGCAGCCGUCGACAAGGCCGUUGCUGACGGCGUGGACGUGAUUUCCAUCUCGCUGGGGGGAGCCGAUCCCAACGCCACGUAUUUCGACCACGUGAAUUAUCUCAACGUGAACAAGGCCGGCGUGUUUGUCGCGUUUGCGGCGGGGAACAGUGGAAGCCCGCCGUCGAGGGUUGUGUAUCGCACGAUUGACAACUUCUCGCCGUUCUACAUGACUGUUGGCGCCAGUUCAAUCGCUCGCAGGGGCACAUAUGAAAGCAGUGGAGAGUCCAACCUCCUGCGCAAACUGCUCCCAGGAAUGAACAGCCCCUUCGACAUUGCUCCAUCCUCCUCAUCCUCCUCAUCUGCUGGUGCGGAUGCUGCCGCUGCUGCUUCGGAUGCUUCCACUGCUCCUGCUGGCAGCAAAAGCGUGCUCGGUGGAACAGCAGGAGCGGUGGAGACUGGGGCGGAUGGAGAUUCAAAUUCCACUAGUACAGAUGAUGCCGCGACGUCGUCUCUGCAGGUCAUGUUUGUGGAGGCGCAGAAGGCUGCACGGACUCUCAAGCAGCGUGCAAACUGCAACCGAUUCCAAGCGCACAUGCGACGCGUUUUCCACGUGCCCCCACAGCCAAUCCUAACUGCUCCCGUGCCAAGGACCACUACACCAUCUCUGGCCCUCUGCCUUUCCAACCCACCAACCCACCCACUCACGCACUCGCCUUUCCCCUCCCUCCCUUCCCUCACCCUUUCCCCAUUCCCUCCUCCCUCUCACUCCAACUCCCCCCCUCCCCUCCAGGCGCGAAUCUGUGCACCUCUUUCCCUGAACCCCUCCAAGAUCUCCGGCAAGGUGGUUCUGUGCAACCGAGGGGGUUCAUCAAUCACAGCCAAGGCGUGGGAGGUGGCAGGCAAGGGCGGGUACGCCAUGAUAGUGCUCGAUCCGCUGGGUCUGCCCAAGGACCUCGGGUCUUUCAAGAUUGGCAGUCUCCCUGUUCGUCGCAUCGGCAUGAGGGAAACGGUUCAGCUCCGGUCGUUUAUGUCGGGCUCUAAGAAGUAA